AUGGCGCAGUUUGGUUCUCUGAUUGAAAGUUUGUUGAGUUCGGACAAUACGAUCCGGUCAACAGCCGAGGAUUCGUACGAAUCGAUGAAUGCAGUUGUGAAGAUCCCAGGGUUGAUUCAGUUGAUAAUUGAAACAUCCGUUCCAUUGGAGGUAAGAGGCCUGGCCACUGUUUUGCUGAGAAGACUAUACGUGUCGAACUUUGAUGACUUCUGGCCCCAGCUACCUCAGGAAUCUCAAAAUCAGCUGAAGUUGCAGAUGAUCAACUGUGUACAACAAGAGAAGAAUGGUCCAAUUAAGAAGAAAGUCUGUGAGGGGGUGGCUGAACUAGCUAGAAAUCUCUUAGACGAUGGAGUGAACAAAUGGCCAGAGUUUAUCAAAUUCCUCUUUGAAUGUGCCCACAGCUCAGAUGCUGAUGCCAGGGAGUGUGCUCUUAUCAUCUUCAGUUCAGUACCAGGCAUAUUUGGUAAUGAUCAGAACCAAUAUCUGGAUAUUCGGUCCCAGGCCACAAAGGCCACAGCCUCAUUUCUCACUGCCAAUGAGACCGACAACAAUCUGUUGAAUCAUUUCAAAGAGCUCCUGCCCUACAUGCUACAGUGCAUAGCAGAGUCAAUUGAAAAAUUGGAAGAUGAUAGCCUAUUGAAGUGUCUGAUUGACAUCUCGGAGUAUGUACCAAAGUAUUUCAAGUUCCAGCUCGAUAUGUACUUCAAUCUUAUCAUAAAGGUCUUAUCAGAUGACAAGAUAGAAGAGAACUGGAAGCACCUAGCUCUGGAGUCUGUCGUCCUUUUCGCCGAGAACGCCUCAGCCAUCAUGAGGAAACAUUCUGAGAUUAUCACCACACUAGUUCGUCUCGUCCUGAUGAUGAUGGUUGAUCUUGAUGAUGACGAUGAUUGGGCCAUAGCUGAUGAAAUUGAGGAAAGCGAUAAUGAAAGCAAUCCAGUUGUUGGUGAAAGUGCACUGGACAGGCUUUGCUGCGGUCUUGGAGGCAAGACAAUGUUGCCCCACAUCAUCUCCAUCAUACCUGUCAUGCUUCAGAACGCUGAUUGGAAGCAGAGACAUGCGGGUCUGAUGGCGAUUUCAGCCUGUGGCGAGGGUUGCCACGCACAGAUGACCCAAGUACUGCCCAGCAUUGUCGAAGCCAUCUUACCAUUUUUCCAAGAUCAGCAUCCACGAGUAAGGUACGCAGCCUGCAAUGCAAUCGGUCAGAUGUCCACGGAUUUCGCUCCUGCACUGCAGAAAAAGUUUGCUGACAAGAUAGUGCCAGGUUUGUUGCGAGUGAUGGAGGAGAACUUCUUAUUUCCCAGGGUCCAGGCCCAUUCAGGGGCAGCCCUUGUUAACUUCAGUGAGGACUGCCCCAAGCAUAUACUCACCAUCUUCCUCGAGCCCAUCAUGAACCAACUGGAAUGUGUCCUCACUACUAAGUUUAAUGAGCUGGUUGAAAAGGGUAACAAACUGGUUCUGGAGCAGGUAGUGACGACACUGGCGUCUGUGGCCGAUACUGCACAAGAGAAGUUUGAAGUCUACUACCCAAAGUUCAUGCCCUGCCUGAAGUACAUCUUUCAGAAUGCAACCAGUCAGGAGCUUAGAAAUCUUAGGGGCAAAACCAUUGAAUGUAUAUCUCUCAUCGGAUUGGCUGUUGGAAAGGAAAAGUUCAUGCAAGACUGCAGUGAGAUGAUGGAGCUGCUCCUGAAGACACACGUUGACUGGCAAGACCUCCCUGAUGACGAUCCACAAAUAUCCUACCUGAUAUCGGCCUGGGCCCGCAUCUGCAAGAUAAUGGGGAGGGAUUUCGAGCCCUAUUUACCCCUCGUAAUGGAGCCCGUACUCAAGGCCGCCUCGUUCAAACCCGAAGUUGCUCUGUUGGAUAGUGAUGAUAUGAAAGUCUUGGAGAAUGAUAAUGAAUGGCAGUUCGUUACAUUGGAAGACCAGCAAAGUUUUGGGAUCCGAACAGCUGGCCUUGAGGAAAAGGCUACAGCCUGUCAGAUGCUCGUGUGCUAUGCCAGAGAAUUGAAGGGUGGUUUUGUGGAGUACACGGAGCAGGUCGUCAAGAUCAUGGUCUCGCAUCUUAAGUUCUACUUCCACGAAGGAGUGAGGGUAGCGGCGGCCGAAUGCCUACCCCCCCUACUGGAGUGCGCCCAGAUUAAGGGCCCGGAGUACCUUAGAAACAUCUGGCAGUACAUCUGCCCUGAACUUCUGAAGGCCAUCGAGUCUGACCCGGAACUCAGCGUCAAGGCCGAACACAUGAGCUCGCUUUCUCAGUGUAUAGAAUUGAUGGGUGUGAAUUGUCUAACUGAUGAGCUGAUGCAGAAACUGUCUGUCAUACUGAACGACAUACUUGAGACACAUUUCAAAAGACACGAAGAAAAACUUAAAGAAAAACAGACAGAUGAAGACUAUGACGAAGAAAAUGAAUCAGAGGAGGAGAAUGAUUACAAUCUGGUACUUAGUAAAGUGUCCGACAUCAUACAUUCACUUUUUGGCACCUACAAAGAGUUGUACUUGCCUAACUUUCAGCAACUUCUUCCCCAGUUCGUGAGACUAAUUUCCCCUGAUAGACCAUGGUCAGACAGACAGUGGGGAUUGUGUAUUUUUGAUGACCUCCUUGAAUUUGCUGGGCCGUCAUCACAGAUGUUCAUCCAGUACUUCUUGGAGAGCAUGGUGAAGAGCAUAACGGAUCAGAGGCCUGAGGUCAGACAGGCAGCGGCUUACGGUGUUGGAGUCAUGGCUAAGUUUGGCGGUCCUGCGUUCGCUGGCACUUGCUCCGAGGUACUCCCUUUGCUGACGAGAGUGAUCCAAGAAGCCACCUCCCGAUCGCCAGAGAACGUCUGUGCCACUGAAAACGCCAUAUCUGCCGUCGCUAAAAUUUGCAGAUACAACAGUAGUCAGAUUAGUAACAUGAAUGAGGUACUAUCACUCUGGUUGUCCUGGUUGCCUAUCUGGGAAGAUGAAGAAGAGGCCAUGCAAGUUUACGACUACUUGUGUGAACUCAUUGAACUCAACAACCCCGUAGUCCUAGGCGCCAACAACUGCAACCUACCAAACUUAUUGAAAAUCUUCGUCCAGUCAUUUCAUCUCAAUGCUGUCUCCAUUCGCUCGGAGACAGGCCUGAGAAUUAUUAACAUCAUUCGACAGUUGAAGGGGAAUGAUCAGAUCUUUCAUGCUUGCCUUUCAGAACUCACUCCAGACCAACAGAACACACUGAUGCUGGCUUUAAGUUGAAAUUUUUAAGUUUUAAAAGUCGCCAGGACGUCUGGCUUGUUCAUUUACUUAUUUAAUUAAUUAUUUAAUCGUCUACCCGAUUAAUUUCACAUUUUAUUUUCGAGCGAUUUCUGUAUAAAUGUUUAUUAAUAAUAAAUAUAUUUUAUGGUGGGUGUUGAGCGGAAAUAAUUUUGUCAUGUUGUGAUCGAUCUAGACAAAUAUAUCUUGUCUUACCUGGCAAUCUAUUCAGUAAGGGUCUGCUAUAUAUGAGCAUGUAUUUGAAUGUUGUGUAAACAUGGAUGUGCUAAUGUAAUCAGUAAUUGGUGUGUUAAUGUAACAAGGAUGUAAUACACGCUCGAUAAUGUACCGUUUGAUGUGUGAUUUAAUGCUAUCAAUUACAAUAAUUCGGUUUGGACCUUAUUCGUUGCUUCAGCCAUAAAUAAUAUUGAUGUUAGGUGUUUUUAAAGAUCUGAACGGUGAUUAUUGUAUAUUAAAAUUUUAUUUUCAGUUAACGAGCUGAACUAAAUUAUAUUUGUAUUUGUUCCGCGAAAACGCUUUUAGAAUUUUAAUAGGAAAUUCUAAAUUUGAAAAUUUUUAAAAUCAAAAUUGAACUACUAGUUUCA
This is a messenger RNA of Helobdella robusta, 3818 nucleotides long. RefSeq lists its product as hypothetical. Gene Ontology annotation, cellular component: nucleus; cytoplasm. The transcript is spliced from 30 exons. Bases 1 to 3216 code for a protein of 1071 amino acids. Gene Ontology annotation, molecular function: nuclear import signal receptor activity. The record is from RefSeq and is a predicted model, not a curated record. Gene Ontology annotation, biological process: protein import into nucleus. NCBI's taxonomy places the organism in Eukaryota, Metazoa, Annelida, Clitellata, Rhynchobdellida, Glossiphoniidae.